CCUAUCAUGGAUGGAAUGGUCACUCUCACAACCUUGUUGUGGUCUUGUGGAUUGAGGCCCCCCUCCCAAAAACUCUCUCCAUCCUUCCUUCCUCACCAAAACCUCAAUCCAUACUCAUUUUCUCUUCUCUAUGAGAUUACCACUCGACCAAUAUAAGUAAUCCACAUUCACUUCCCCUUCUUCUCUCUUCCUCUGUUCUUCUCUUUCUCUUUGGUUCUUUUCUCUCAGUUUCAGAGAUACUGGAAAAUCAAACAUAAAAAGAGAGACAAAUUUAGUAACUUUUCUUCACAAAAAUGUCUAAUGGUAAUGGAGAUGAUCCUCGUGUUCAUGAUAUCAAAACUAAAAUCAGGGUUGUUCCCAAUUUCCCUAAACCUGGUAUUAUGUUUCAAGAUAUCACUACUUUGGUGCUUGAUGCCAAGGCCUUCAAAGACACAAUUGAUUUGUUUGUUGAGCGUUAUAAGAGCAAGAACAUUUCUGUUGUUGCAGGCAUUGAAGCAAGAGGUUUCAUCUUUGGUCCUCCUAUUGCAUUGGCUAUUGGUGCGAAGUUUGUGCCUUUAAGAAAGCCAAAUAAGUUGCCAGGUGAAGUUAUCUCACAGGAGUAUGUAUUGGAAUACGGCAGUGAUUGUCUAGAGAUGCAUGUUGGUGCUGUUGAACAUGGUGAUCGUGCUUUGGUUGUUGAUGAUUUGGUUGCUACUGGCGGAACUCUAUGCGCCGCAAUGAGUUUGCUGGAACGUGCUGGAGCAGAGGUGGUUGAAUGUGCAUGUGUCAUUGAACUACCCGAUCUGAAGGGCCGUGAACGGUUGGCGGGAAAGCCGUUGUACAUCCUGGUGGAAGCUCAUUAGUACAGCAACUACUCUCUGAUCCCACGACUAAAGAAGUGUACAUAAGGUACAUGAUUCGUUGGCUCUAGCCGCUACACUGAUUCAGAUUAUCCCACUUCUGCUAUAUUUCCAUAGCUGAUUGUCUCCUAAUGCCUUUGUGAAUCUGGAUAUGGCUGAGAACAUAUUCGAUCGUAAUGCAAUCAACCAUGCAUUAAUAAUUCGUCCAAGAAGAUAAACAUAUCUGUUAUCCUGAACUUCCUCGCUUUAAUGCAUUAUGGUUUUGGUGUAGGAGACUUAUUUGGCUAUAAAAAAAAAAGGAGAAAAGAAUUCAGACUCAACUUUGACAAGUCUAUUUAUCUGUUUUACUCCUUACCCUUAUUUUGCUACAUUUGUGUUCUAAUAGAAAAUUGAUUUUGGUUGGUGUUAGCCGAACCACAAGGGAAAAAUAACAAGUCUAUGAGAGAAAUAGGCAUAUGCCUAUAAAUACUUCUCCGUCUCA
Molecule: messenger RNA, 1320 nt
Organism: Amaranthus tricolor (Joseph's coat)
Lineage: Eukaryota; Viridiplantae; Streptophyta; Magnoliopsida; Caryophyllales; Amaranthaceae
Product: adenine phosphoribosyltransferase 3-like
Exons: 6
Coding region: 294-842 (182 amino acids)
Biological process (GO): adenine salvage
Cellular component (GO): cytosol; cytoplasm
Molecular function (GO): adenine phosphoribosyltransferase activity
Source: RefSeq, a predicted model, not a curated record